Molecule: messenger RNA, 1437 nt
Organism: Cicer arietinum (chickpea)
Lineage: Eukaryota; Viridiplantae; Streptophyta; Magnoliopsida; Fabales; Fabaceae
Product: UDP-N-acetylglucosamine transporter UGNT1-like
Source: RefSeq, a predicted model, not a curated record
UUUGUUUCAUCAAUAUAAAAAGAAAAGGAAAAAACGUCACUCAAAACAAAAACACUACUUUCGCCCUCUCCUUUUUCACUUUGCUUUGCAUGCUAUAUAAAUAAUCACUUCUCCUUUUAAGUUCUGUGUUCUGUCUAGAAAAUAAGAGAGACAGAGAGAGAUCAAUGAAGUCUGAAAAGAAUUUGCUACCACUAUUUAAUGAUGUGAAACAGAGUGAAGAUAGAGAAGAGAAAGUUCCAACCAUGACAAGAAAAGGAGUUUAUGCUGCUUUAUCUUAUAUGCUCUCUUCAGUGCUUUUGGUCAUGUUCAAUAAAGCAGCUCUCACUUCUUACAGUUUCCCAUUUGCAAAUGUCAUUUCACUUGCUCAGAUGGUGUGUGCAUUUGUUAUUCUCUAUGUGUUGAAAUCCUUCAAGAUAAUUUCUUUCACUACUGGUGAAUCCCAGAACAGCUCUAAUAACAAUUCAAUACUAUUGGUGUCCUUCACUACAUUAUACUACACAUUUCCACUAGCAUUAACAUAUUUGCUGUAUAUGGUUGUGACGAUGGAAGCUGUGCGCGGCAUAAAUAUUCCAAUGUACACCACUCUUAGAAGAACUAUUGUGGCCUUCACAAUGAUUAUGGAGUAUUUUAUAUCAGGGAAGAAGCAUUCAAGUUCUGUUGUUGGAAGUGUUGGGAUAAUCCUAGCUGGUGCUUUGAUUGCUGGAGCUCGAGACUUAUCAUUUGAUGCUUAUGCCUAUACAGUUGUUUUCCUAGAAAACAUGUGCAAAGCAGUGUACCUUGCUUCUGUUUCUCAUGUUGGUAAAGCUAGUGGUCUUAAUAUAUUUGGUAUUAUAUGGAGCAAUGUGUUGAUUUGUGGACCAAUAUUGUUUCUAUGGUCCUUGCUUAGAGGUGACCUCCAAUCAACACUCAACUUCCCAUAUUUGCUCUACCCUGGAUUUCAGGUUGUGAUGGUUCUGUCAUGUGGUUUUACUUUCUUUUUAAACUACAUUGUUGUUUUAAAUACAACUAUCAACUCAGCACUUACACAGGCAAUAUGUGGUAAUUUAAAGGAUGUUUUUACUAGUGGGAUUGGUUGGAUGUUAUUUGGAGGACUUCCAUAUGAUUUGUUCAAUGUUCUUGGUCAAUCACUUAGCUUCUUUGGGUCCUGUUUGUAUGCCUAUUAUAAACUCCAAGGAAUCUGAAGACGACAGAUUUCAUUUGGAAGCAUCAAAACAAACACAGUUAUUGCGGAUUGUUCUACAAGUUUCUUGCUUUCAUAGUCUAAAAAUGAAAAGCAAAAAUUUUGAAUUCUCUAUUAAAAAAAAUUACAGUAUACAAAAUGAGUUUAGUAGUACUUUGAAGGUAUGGUGGUGUAAUCUUGUGCCUUAAGAUUUUGUAGGCAAUCAGGAUCGUUAUCAGUUUCAAGAAAACUACAAUCGAUUUUAGCCAUUAUAAAUU